CCAAUUUCCCGCUAAAUUCUCCCUCUUCGCUGCUCCUCCACCUCCCUUCUGCAUCCUCCAAUCCCUCCUGUCCCUCCCCCUCCUUUCCUCUGUCCGUAAUCCGUCCUGCGUCGGUCGGGGUUGCUGGUCCUGUCGACGGGUCCUUCUCCUGACCCCUCGUGGACGGCAGUUCGAAUGUGACAGGUCUGUCCUCAAAACCUUUGCACGAUUAUUUCUUCUGCCGUCCCAUCGGAUCUGUCUUCUGUUUAACCUUCGCCUAUUUUCUCUCUCAUAUCUGUCCUCCUGCCACCUGCACGACGCUGGAGGAACGUGUGUAUUCGCUGCGCGCCUCCAUGGUCCUGCUGCCUCCCAACCACAUGCGAUAACGAGGUUCAUUCCCCGCGUCGUCAUUGCACGUCCCAUCCCUAUAUCCUAAUUUUUAUUUUUUCCUCCCCCCCGCCUUCCUUUCUCUCUGGAUCGCACGCGACAAGACGAAUUAUAGUCAACCAGUCAAUUGAACAACUCACCUCAUAUCCUCGACUUACAAUCAUACAAUGUCCGUCGCGACCAUGCUUCAACCAGCCAGGGCGUCGACCUCGUCGACUUCGUCCUUGUCCUUUCAAACCGUCACUCGCCAGAAUACCAUAUCUUCCCACGAUACGAGAUCGCUCCGCCAGUCGAAGCGGAUGUCUGUCACGGCUUUCUAUUUGUCCAUGUCAGCAAAGGACAGGGAUCUUGAAAUUUCAGAUGAUCUCGCCAAAGCGCAAAGACACCUCCGUGAGUUGAAGUCGAAGAUCUCCACCCAGUCGAAGAAGAAUUUCAUCCUCGAGAAAGAUGUACGGUACCUAGAUUCGCGGAUAGCUCUGCUCAUUCAGAACCGAAUGGCCCUGGAAGAGCAAAAUGAAAUCGCCAACCACCUUACCGACACAGCGGAUCCCCAGGAGGGAUUCUUUCCCAACGACGAAAAGACUCAGACCUACGGCAACCUUCUCUUCCUCCUUCAGACCGAACCUCGUCACAUUGCCCACCUCUGCCGCUUAGUUACCAUGGCGGAAAUCGACUCUCUCCUUCAGACGGUCAUGUUCACCAUCUACGGAAAUCAGUAUGAGAGCCGUGAAGAACAUUUGCUGCUCACUAUGUUCCAGUCCGUUUUGACAUAUCAAUUCGAUAAUACCCCCGAAUACUCGUCCCUUCUGCGUCAAAAUACUCCGGUUUCGCGAAUGAUGACCACCUACACUCGACGUGGUCCUGGCCAGAGUUACUUGAAACAUGUGCUGGCCGACCAGAUCAAUUCUCUAAUAGAAAUGCGCGAUGUAGACCUGGAAAUUAACCCGCUCAAGGUGUACGAGACUAUGGUUCAGCAGAUUCAGGAGGAGAAGGGCUCGCUACCCGAACAUCUCGCGAGAUCCGUCACGGCGGAGGACGCCGCGGAGAAUCAGCAAGUGCAGGCUAUCAUUGCACCGCGCUUGAAGGCUCUGACGGAUAUUGCGAAUGCAUUCCUUACGACGAUCAUUGCCUCUGUUGAAGAAGCUCCGUACGGUAUCAGGUGGAUCUGCAAACAGAUUCGGAGUCUGUCUCGACGAAAGUACCCUGAGGCGCAGGAUCAAACCAUAUGCACUCUGAUCGGCGGCUUCUUUUUCUUGAGAUUUAUCAAUCCGGCCAUAGUUACGCCCAGAUCGUACAUGCUCAUCGAGUCCACUCCGACAGAGAAGCCACGGCGUACUCUGACUCUGGUUGCGAAGAUGUUACAGAAUCUCGCCAACAAACCCUCUUACGCGAAGGAACCGUACAUGGCUGCUCUACAGCCGUUUAUCGAAGAGAACAAGGAGCGCCUUAACAAGUUCCUCCUUGAUUUGUGUGAGGUGCAGGACUUCUACGAGAGUUUGGAAAUGGACAACUACAUCGCGCUAUCCAAGAAAGAUGUUGAGCUGCAGAUUACACUAAACGAGGUCUAUGCCACUCACGCCCUAUUAGAGAAGCACAGCGCCGAGCUCGCACAGGAGCAGAAUUCGCAUCUCCACGAGCUAUUGCAGGAACUAGGACCGGCCCCGCCGCAGGUCCCUCGAAGGGAGAAUCUGACUAUCACGGUACCUCUGUUCAGUCGGUGGGAAACCGCGGUGGAUGACCUGACUGCGGCGCUUGACAUUACGCAGGAGGAAGUCUACUUCAUGGAGGCCAAAUCGACCUUUGUUCAGAUCCUGCGGACUCUACCUCCCAAUUCAUCGGUUACUCGCCGACCUCUCCGCCUCGAUAGAAUCGCCGAAGCGGCAGCCACUCUGAAGAACGAUGCAGUUAUGGUCCGGAAGGGUAUUCGCACUAUGGAACUCCUGAGCCAACUGCAAGAAAUGGGUGUCAUCGACCGUUCUGACGAGUUUAGCCUGCUUCGAGAUGAAGUGGAACAAGAAUUGGUCCAUCUCGGUUCCGUAAAGGAAAAGGUCUUGGAGGAAACCAAGAAGCUCGAGGAAGUGUUUCGAACUAUCCGUGACCACAAUGCAUAUCUUGUGGGUCAGCUGGAAACGUACAAAUCAUACCUACACAACGUUCGCAGCCAUUCAGAGGGCAAGCAACGGAAAGCGCAGAAGCACCAGGAACUCGGACCUUACAAGUUCACGCACCAGCAACUGGAGAAAGAGGGUGUCAUUCGAAAGAGCAACGUUCCUGAAAACCGGAGAGCCAACAUAUACUUCAUGUUCAAGAGUCCUUUGCCUGGUACAUUUGUAAUCAGUCUUCAUUACAAAGGACGGGCUCGGGGCCUCUUGGAGCUAGAUCUCAAACUUGAUGAUUUGCUGGAGAUGCAAAAGGAUAACAUGGAAGAUCUGGACCUUGAAUAUGUCCAAUUCAACGUUUCCAAGGUGCUUGCGCUCUUGAAUAAGCGGUUUGCACGAAAGAAGGCAUGGUAAGACGUUCUUCCUCCGACACCCUUCGAAAAUCCACGCCAUGAUGUACUUGGGACAACUCGUUGAACCGUUGACGGCACCAUCUGUCUUCACUAUGUAGUAUUCCACGAUCGAUGGCGACACGCGUUCUAGGCACCAGUGAUGCCCGUCGACGGGUUUUGCUACGCGCUUGACGAUCUCGAAACGUAUCCCUUGGCUCAAUAUUUAUUCUGUUUCACGAUGGGAUGGGCGGUUUGCUCCUCAUUUCUCCGUGUCCUUUCCUUUCUUCCUCCCUCUCACUCUUGGCCUGACACCGGUCAAUCCCGAGAGUUCCAACGAUAUCUUAUACGAAACGCACACCGUGUUGCUUUCAGUGUUGACUAUGACAAACCUGCUGGCUCAGGGCAGUCAUCACGCAUCACGUAUCAGGUCUUCGGCAGCUGGGUUCUGUUUUUUUACAUGAGUUAUAUACCAUUACAGAUUGUUUGUCUUUAUUUUUAAGUGGAUGGCCACUUGUCUACUGGCUUGCAGUUCUGUUCCUUUGAUGAGUUGAGUUGACUUCUGGCCUCGUUCAUGUUCAUGUUCUUCAUUUUUUUUUUUUUUUUUUUUUUUUCGUCGGAGUAUGGUUCUAUCUGACUGCAGCUGCGUUAAUCAGCUGCAUCUGUAAUAUUUAGUUGGGGCUCCUGCGAGCCAAGGUACAUAUAUAGUAUAAUCAUAUUUAUCAUGACUUCUUGCUUCCUCGGUCGUAGGGGAUAGGAGGUCCAUAUUAGAUUGAUUCGUAGUCAGGGAGAAGCAGAUAUAGCACAAACUAGGAACAAAAGAGUGCAACGCCAAGCAUUAUCAACAGCGCAUCAAUGUAAUAAUAUCUCCACUGACAAUUCUGCGAUGGACGUCUAGCGCCCUCGACGCCGACGGAAUUAUGCAGUCGUCAGUUAGCUGCAUGGCAAGCGCCACAGCAGUUUCCAUGGUAUUCUCAAUCAUAUGCGUAUACUGGCAUCCAUUUGGUAUAUCUCUCGAGUGAUGACGAUGAUGUCAGGAAGACGGAAAGAAUCGAAAUAAGUCCCAAUCAGCAAACCGUUAACGACGGCACGGAGGCUUGUUAAAGUGAUG
Monascus purpureus is the source of this 3965-nucleotide messenger RNA. NCBI's taxonomy places the organism in Eukaryota, Fungi, Ascomycota, Eurotiomycetes, Eurotiales, Aspergillaceae. The record is from the annotation of a GenBank genome assembly.